Schizosaccharomyces octosporus yFS286 is the source of this 1846-nucleotide messenger RNA. RefSeq names its product malic acid transporter Mae1. NCBI's taxonomy places the organism in Eukaryota, Fungi, Ascomycota, Schizosaccharomycetes, Schizosaccharomycetales, Schizosaccharomycetaceae. Gene Ontology annotation, biological process: malate transmembrane transport. The record is from RefSeq and is a predicted model, not a curated record. Gene Ontology annotation, molecular function: malate transmembrane transporter activity. The transcript has 2 exons. The coding region runs from base 255 to 1586 and encodes 443 amino acids. Gene Ontology annotation, cellular component: membrane.
ACGACGCAAAAAGACAAAUUGAGUGAUACCCAUAAAAAUACCGAAUUUUUUGGAAAAUCAAUUGAAAUUAUCCAACACAAAUCGAUUCUUUUGGAUUUUCAGGUCCUUGGGCUCUUCAGUCUUAUAUGAAAAAAUAAUCGCAAAUUGAACUCAGUCUAAGGGUUUUUAGCGAACUUUAGCGAAAAAGUGGUCAACUGCGGUGAUUUGCGUUAUUCCAUUUAUCGUUCAUUGGUGACUUUCGAUCUGGUUUCAAUAUGGGUAAAGUCGCCGAAAUCCUUACGAAUCGCUACCAUGAGCUUUUGGACUGGCGAGUAAAAAGUCCUCAUGUCCCUUUUAUUCAACGUGUACGCCAUUUCACUUGGAGUUGGUUUGCUAUAACAAUGGGUACUGGUGGUAUUGGCCUCAUUAUUGGUACGCUCCCUUUCCGAUUCUAUGGACUAAACACUAUUGGUAAAAUCGUUUAUAUCUUAGAUCUCGUUCUCUUGACUCUGUUUUGUUGCCUAAUGAUUACUCGCUUUCUCGUAUACCGUGAUACUUUUAUGGCUUCCUGGAGACAUUUCCAGGAAAAGUUCUUUAUAUCUACGUGUCUGUUAUCGUUUUCAAAUUGUAUUGACAUGCUUGCCGUCUAUGCUAAACCAUCCACAGGAGAAUGGAUGGUAUGGGUGAUUCGUAUUUUGUAUUAUAUUUAUAUCGCCGUUACCUUUUUAUACGGUUUAUUUGCUUAUUAUACCGUGUUUCGGGAUCAUGUAUACACCUUGGAAACUGCUGCCCCUGCAUGGGUUUUGCCUAUUUUCCCAUGCAUGAUUGGCGGUGUUGUUGCUGGUGCUGUUCUUGCAACCCAGCCGUCUCCUCAACUGAAAAACAUGGUCAUUUUCGGUAUCAUGUUUCAAGGUCUCGGUUUCUGGGUAUAUCUCAUGAUUUUCUCUGCCAUGCUGCUUCGGUUUUUCACAAUUGGCUUUCCAGCCGCGACCGAAAGACCGGCCAUGUUUAUUCUUACAGGUCCUCCUGGUUUCACAGGCUUAGCCUUAAUCAACAUGGCCCGUGGUGCCAUUGCUACUCGUCCAAACAUUUUCAUAGGUGCGAAUUCAUCAGAUGAUUUGGUGUUUAUUAGUACCUUUUUAGCCAUUUUCGUCUGGGGCCUCGGUGCUUGGGUCUGGUGUCUUUGCUUGGUUACUUUGGUCGCUGGUAUCUUUAGUCAUGCUCCGAUGAAAUUCAGUAACACUUGGUUUGCUCUGAUUUUCUCAAACGUCGGUUUUGUUAUCUUGACAUUCCGAAUUGGUGAAGAAAUUGAUUCCAAAGCAUUUACAUUGUUUGGUCACAUUAUUGCCGUUGCCCUGUGUAUCGUAUGGAUCAUCCUAAUGUACAUGAUGACUCGUGCUUUCCUUGUUAAUGACCUUAUGUACCCAGGGAAGGAUGAGGAUGCAAAGAAACCAUCUGAGACCAGAGCAAUCGCCGUAGAACCCGAAAGGUUUGGCAUUCCCAAGGAUCUCCCUGAGCAGGGACUCAACCUUGCAUCAGCAAAUCGACACGCUACAGAAAAUGAGAGAAAUAAGGAGGGUCCUACUGUCGCGAAUGCUCGCCAAUAAUUUACUCCUUCCCAUAGUUUCGAAAAAAAAAAAAGUCUAUUUAAACUGACAGAUUACUAUCUUUUUUACUAGUCUUUAUCCGGUUAUGUUUUGUGUGAUUACUAUACUCACUUACACUCCAUUUUUGGGUUUUCUAAAACAUUUAUAUAAACAACCUUGAAGUUAACACUUAUUUAUAUGCUUAUGAAAAAGCCAAGAAAUAAUUUGACAGAAAAAUAAGAUUCUUUUUCUAUUACGUAAAUUUAAAUAUUACAGCUGUG